This is a messenger RNA of Symbiodinium necroappetens, 963 nucleotides long. The record is from the annotation of a GenBank genome assembly. NCBI's taxonomy places the organism in Eukaryota, Dinophyceae, Suessiales, Symbiodiniaceae.
AUGGGGCGUCUCCUUUGCGGUUUCGGGCUGCUGUUCUGGUCCCCGUUGAUCGGCUUCAUCAAUGUCAUCUCUUCUGUCCAGACCUUGGAAAUGAAGCUUCCCCCAGAGUGGUUCCGUUAUCUUCAAGAGCAUUUUUCGCUGGGAUAUAACCUGCUUGUCAAUUACCUGCCCGUCCUCGCUCUGAUGGUGGUGCUCUUGAUCUUGCCAUGCGCUCUGGAGUUCAUCUCUGUGUACAUCGAAGGGCGGAAGUCGAUGAUCGAGGUCUCGCUGUCGGUGUCAGGAAGGAAUUUCUGGUUUCAGUUUUUCUCUCUUUGGUUGACAGUAUUCAGCAGCUCGCUAUCGUCCUCAGUGCAGCAGAUCCUGGAACAUCCAGCGUGUAUCGCUAGCAUCUUGGGAAACUCCAUCCCCCAAGUUUCCGUAUACUUCACGACGUUUGUCAUAGCGAGGAUCGGAAUCAGCCUGCCUCUUCUCCUAGUUCGCGUGGAUGUGUUGCUGGCACUGUUUAAACCGCAAAGCAGCUCCAAAGCCGGGCGCUCCAGCAGUGACACAGACGGGGAGGCGCAGGUGGAUUCUGAUUCCGAGGGAGAGGAGGAGAGAGCAGGUGAGGCUGAGGCACCGGCGCCGGUGUCUUGCUACUUCGCCUCCGAAGUGACCAACAUCACAAUAGUCUUCGUUCUCGCCCUGAUGUACUGCGUGGUUGCUCCGCUCAUGAUGCCUGCUUGCUUGAUCUAUUUCGGCGUGGCCUUCAUGGUCUACAAGUGGCUCUUUGUUCAGGUUUACUCCAAGGAGCUAGACCUGAUGGGUGAACUUUGGUACUCUACUUUCUGGGGACUCAUCGUGGGCCUGGCCUUCGGCGUCAUUUCCUUGGCGGGUCUGGCCGCGGUCUAUCGUGGGGCGAGGUGUCCUGAGUUCUGGGCCUUGUGGACGCUGGCCUUCAUCAUCGCCGCCUUCGCGCAGAACUGA